AGUGGUGUGAGAGCUCGAGCCGAUGUUACAGUGCGUCCUGGAAUAGUGGCAUUUUUAAAAGAUUCCGCAGCUCCUGGUGUAAUCAUGAAAAUGGAAGAGGCGAAUAUAGGUGGCUUAGGUGUCGGAGUUACGGUGGAUAUACAGAGAACAGAUGGUCGCGUCCACUCGGCGACCUGUUCUGCCGUCAACCCCGCCACCAGGAGUGUCACAGUCGAGUGGUUCGAGAAGGGGGAGACUAAAGGAAAGGAGAUUGAGUUUGAUGCAGUUUUUGCCCUCAACCCAGACUUGGCCCCACAGGACCAGAAUGCCAUGCCACCCCCCUCCAGAUUUGACGACGACGACGAGGAGUCCAGCUUGUCCGAGGCUGAUCUGAGUGACUACGUCUCUGGACUCAAUGUCGGCCGCACUGCGCGAGGCUCCGGCCGCUUCUUGAGGUCUUCCCACACCCACAGCAACGUGCCGGCCGCGUACCACCCUCAACGGCCGCCCUCCGCCCACACAUCUCACCUGCCACGGCCUCCAGGGCACCAGGUGGCGCGGUCGCAGUCGGCCUCCAGACUCACCUGGUACCGCCCCCGCCCCCCGCCUGCUGUGCAGCCUCUCGCGCCCAUUGACGCCCAAGCUAGUCAUCCCACGUCCCCGCCCAAACUCCUCUUCCCCUCCCUCAUCUUGCCCUUUGUAUUUUUCCUCAUUGGCCUACAAGCCAUGACUGUAUAA
Molecule: messenger RNA, 717 nt
Organism: Penaeus vannamei (Pacific white shrimp)
Lineage: Eukaryota; Metazoa; Arthropoda; Malacostraca; Decapoda; Penaeidae
Source: RefSeq, a predicted model, not a curated record